Molecule: messenger RNA, 1155 nt
Organism: Medicago truncatula (barrel medic)
Lineage: Eukaryota; Viridiplantae; Streptophyta; Magnoliopsida; Fabales; Fabaceae
Exons: 3
Coding region: 287-703 (138 amino acids)
Source: RefSeq, a predicted model, not a curated record
AACAAUUCCAUUUUCUUCUUCUCAUUAACUAGAUGCAUUCAUUUUCUUCUUUAAAUCUUCAAAUUCUCUCUUGAAUGUUACGUAUUUAUGUUCCUUUCAUAUUCUUCCACGUUGCUAGCUUUACAACCAUCUCCUUCCUUUUUUGGAAACUCCAAGAAUGUUUGGUUCUAUCGCUGCCUAGGCCUAGACCCCUAAACAAAUUUAGUUUCAUAGGAUUUUAUUGUGUUUUGUUUCUUCAAAUCAUUUAGUUUGAAGAAAAGAAAGAGAAAAAAAAAGACACAGCACAAUGAAAAAGAUUGUUUUUGAGAAGAACAAGAAUAGUGGAGACCAGAAAACAAGCAGAAUCAAUAGGUUCUUGGUAACUAUUAACAUCAUGGGAAGUUCGGGUCCUUUAAGGUUUGUGGUAAAUGAGAAAGAGCUUGUUUCAGGGGUCAUUGAUACUGCUCUUAAAUCUUAUGCAAGACAAGGAAGGCUUCCUGUUCUUGGUUUUGAAGCUACCAAUUUCUUUCUUUACCAUCCAAAUUCAGGAUUUGAUGCUCUGAAUCCAAUGGAACCCAUAGGAUCUUAUGAAGUGAGAAAUUUUGUGCUGUGCAAAAAGCAGAUGUACCUAUCAAGGAAAGAAUCACAAUCAGAGCUGAUUUCUCCAAAGAGAAAGGGUGGCUGGAAAUCAUGGUUAAAUAAAUCAUUUAGUUUCAAAAUCUGAUUACAUGUUAAAUAUCACAAGCUUAUGAAGUCAAGUUUGGAAUAUAUUGAAAGCAUAAAGGGGGAUGUGAUUCUCAUCAUUGAAAGGUAGCCCUGAGACCCUGACUGUUUAAAGAAAGGUAGUGAGUUAAAGAACUUAUUUGUUUUAUAUGAACCAUAGAAUGUAGUAAGAUAAGCAUAAAAUUUUUAGGAUUAUGUUUCUUCUCAUAUUAGCUUAUUAUGUACAAAAGCAAUAAUAUUGGAACACAAUAAAAGAUUAUGCAGGGAUGGAUGAAAUCAAAUUCUUUGUAGAUGGUGAAUGUUACCUAUCACAAGAGUUACCUGCUACUGUAUGUUGCUUAAUCAGAGGUCGUUUUUUAACCUAAUUUACCACAUACACGAUUGUAAAUUGUAAAUUGUAAAUGUUAACACACUGACAUGCAAUGUAGACAUAGGCUUUAAGGCACACAAUCA